This is a messenger RNA of Lactuca virosa, 2460 nucleotides long. The record is from the annotation of a GenBank genome assembly. Lineage: Eukaryota; Viridiplantae; Streptophyta; Magnoliopsida; Asterales; Asteraceae.
AUGAGGAAGGCUGCUUUUGUUCUUCGUCGAAAUGGUAAGUUGCUUCCUGGUUACCUCUGUUUCCCGGUUUUCUUAUUUCAAAAUAAUAUUCUUGCUGCUUUUAUAAAUCCUCAAAUUCAAUUUCCCUCUCGAAAAUUAAUUCUUAACGAAAGCUGUGAGCUGAGAGAUUCGUUGCUUCCGUUUAAUCGGAUGGUUGAGACUCCAUCUAUUGCCCCAAUUGAUCAAUCUAAUCGUAUUCAUGCCAAUCGUAACAUUUCUCAAGCAAUUUUAGGGUUUCAAGCUGAUGUAGUAACUCUCCGGAUGAUAAACAGGCUCUGCAUGUCAGGCGACGCCCGGCCUGCUCUUCCUACAUACAGGGAGAUGGAAAAAAGCAAACCCUGUAUUCCAAGUAUAACCCGUUACAAUAACAUCAUCAAUGGACUUUGUAAAAGCCGACGUGUUACUGAAGCUGUGGAUAUCUAUUUCGAAAUGAAAGAUAAAGGUAUUCAACCGGAUAUUGUCACAUUCAAUUGUUUAAUUCAAGGUUUAUGCAAUUUAGGUUUAAGGGAAGAGGCACAAGGUUUCUUCGAUGAAAUGGUAACUCAAAGCAUCUCACCAAAUGUGGUGACCUUUAACAUUUUAGCUCAUUCAUUUUGUAAAGAUGGCAAGAUUGAGGAAGCACAUAAUACGCUCAAUCACAUGAUAUCAUAUCAGUGUGUCCCUGAUGUUAUCAGCUAUAACAUCUUAAUUAACUGUUACUGCAAGAGCAAAAAGAUAGAUCAAGCCUUGAGCCUCUUCAUGGAAAUGUCUGAAAAGAGAAUAGUUCCUGAUAUUAUAACCUACACCACUCUCAUUAAUGGUUUGUGUCAAGUUGGUAGACUUGAGGAUGCACUUGUACGUUUUGAUGAAAUACAAGAUUCUGGUCUGGUUCCAGAUGUUGUUACUUACUCGAUUCUGUUAAACUUUUUGUUUAAAAAUGGCAAAUUUAAUGAGGCAAUCGCAUUUGAAAGAGCUAUGGAAGAGGUUAGAGUUGCCCCUAAUAUUACUCUAUACAAUAUCCUCAUUGAUGGUAUGUGCAAAGCAGGAAAAAUUGAUAUUGGUGAGGAACUUUUUAGGAAACUCCCUGCUUUUGGGUUUCAGCCUGGUUUUUAUACAUAUAAUAUCCUGAUUAAUGCAUACUGCGAGAGCAAAAUGAUAGGUGAAGCUUUGAGUCUGAAGAAUGAAAUGUCUGAAAAGGAAGUUACUCCAACUAUAGUGACCUACAACACUCUCAUCAAUGGCUUGUGUCAUGUUGGGAGACUCAAGGAUGCACUAUCUCUUUUUGAUGACAUCAAACAUCAUAACCUAGUUCCAAAUAUUGUUACUUAUUCUACCCUGAUAGAUUCUUUAUUUAAAAAUAAGAAGUUUGACAAGGCCCUUGAACUAUACAAAAUAAUGAAAGAUGAUGGAUUGGCUCCUAAUAUUGUUCUCUAUAACAUUCUCAUUGAUGGAAUGUGCAAAGCUGGGAAAGUUGAUGAGGGUGAGGGGCUUUUUCGGGAUCUUUCUUCAAGAGGCUUGCAGCCUAAUAUUCGUACUUAUAAUAUUUUGAUGAAUGGAUUAUUUAAGAAUGGGAAACUCAAGGAUGCAUAUCAGUUGCUGCAAGAAAUGAUGAUUGAAGGAUGCAUGCCAGAUGGUUUUACUUUUAAUAUAAUAAUUCAGGGAUAUAUUCAAUGGAAUGAGACGAGAAUGGCUGUUCAAUUUGUGAGAAGAAUGGUUGAUGCUGGUUUUUCUGCAGAUGCACAAACAUCAACAAACCUAGUCGACUUGUUUAACAAAAGAAACUUGGAUAAUGCAUCAAGGGAGAAAAAAAAUGUUGUAAGCAGAAAUGGUUUAUGGCCUUAUGAAAGAAGAGACCUUGUUGGGCAGCUGUUUUUAUGUCUGCCAUGGAGACACAAGGCUAAGGAAGACCAAGCACAGCUGUAUGGCUUGCUGUUAAUCAAGAAAGAAAGAUUUUUUCCAAGAUUGUCUAGAUGCCACAUUUCAUGAAAAUUCAUCUAACCAGGUGGAAGGAAGAUCUUUCCAGUAGAACGGGAAUUGAUGCCUGUGAAGCUUAAUGUCAAUCAAACCACAAGAUCUGAGUAAUAGUAUGAUAGCUUCUCAAUGAAUCAAGUUCUUGACGUCCAUUGAGGGUGAUAUAUGGAGACCAUUCAACUAACUGGUCAUCAGUCUCAUACAUUGAGCAUUCUUGUGAAUAAUUCUCCUGGAGUUUUCAACCUAGUGAAUGGGAGUUAUGUCCAGAAGGUGUUACAACAUCCAAGUUUUUUCACAUGAUUUAUUAAGGAUCCUCUCUUCCCCACUAAUAAACCUAAAGCUUCUUCAUGUUGUAUUUGUAUGUUGUAAUGCUUGGUUGAUCUCAAUGCAUUAUACCCAGAAUUCCUUCUUUUAAAAAUUACAAAGGAGAACCUAAUAAGAUAUUCAUAAAUAAAUUGAAUAGACUUGUAG